Thalassophryne amazonica is the source of this 2783-nucleotide messenger RNA. RefSeq names its product nuclear receptor subfamily 2, group C, member 1 (gene nr2c1). Gene Ontology annotation, biological process: anatomical structure development; negative regulation of transcription by RNA polymerase II; cell differentiation. The transcript is spliced from 15 exons. The record is from RefSeq and is a predicted model, not a curated record. Gene Ontology annotation, molecular function: nuclear receptor activity; zinc ion binding; RNA polymerase II cis-regulatory region sequence-specific DNA binding. Lineage: Eukaryota; Metazoa; Chordata; Actinopteri; Batrachoidiformes; Batrachoididae. The coding region runs from base 284 to 2110 and encodes 608 amino acids.
GGUGGAAAUAUUCGUAACAUUUUCAGCAGUUUAGGAGACAAAAUGCUAAAAUCCUGCCUGUUUAACUGCGCAUGCGCACAAGUUGUGUAUCGCCGGGAGAAGGGUCACGAACUCUGACCCUCCCACCUACUGCAGCAAACUGUUUAAAUAUUAAUUUACUGAACGAAAAUAAUUGCAGGCCUUCACGGUGUCUUUGCAGCUAUAUGCAACACUGGAAGUCCAAGAAACAUUUCACCUUGGUUACAGUAUGUUCAUGCUUCAUGGGACACUGAUGUGAAGAGAAAUGGAUGAGCAGAAUCAUAGAUUUCAACUUGUGUCCUCAGACAGCAACAUGGAUUUGGGACAUAGAAUUCAGAUUGUUACUGAUCAGCAGACAGGCCAAAAGAUCCAGAUUGUCACAGCACCAUCUUCCCCUGGAAAACAGCAGUUUAUUCUAGCAAAUGCUGACUAUUCCCCAGAGGGAAAGGUGAUCCUGACCAAGCAGGAAAGCUCACCCAACAAGGUCAUCCUCACUACUCCAGAUGGCUCCGGAGUUAACCAGCUGUUGUUUGCCUCCCCUGAACUGUCUGGGCAGCAGAUUCAGUUUGUAACUGAUGCAUCGGACCAGUCUAUAAUCAGGCCUGUAGUGGAGUACUGCGUUGUUUGUGGGGAUAAGGCUUCAGGGCGUCAUUAUGGAGCUGUUAGCUGUGAGGGCUGUAAGGGCUUCUUCAAACGCAGCAUUAGGAAGAACCUGGUGUACACGUGCAGGGGCUCUGGCGAGUGUGCAAUCAACAAGCUCCAUCGAAACCGCUGCCAGUACUGUCGCCUGCAGCGCUGCAUAGCUCUGGGCAUGAAGCAGGACUCUGUGCAGUGUGAAAGGAAGCCUGUUGAACCAUCCAACAGAGAGAAAUCUUCCAACUGUGCAGCGUCCACUGAGAAGAUCUACAUCCGCAAAAACCUGUGUAGUCCUCUGGCUGCCACACCGACGUUUGUGUCUGACAAGGAAACGACUAGGUCUACAAAUUUGAUUGAGUCAAGCAUGUUACUCAAUAUUCAACAACCCUUCCCCAAGUUGGAAAAUACCUUUCUGAUCCCAGCGUCCCCUGAUAAGGACGACUCAUGCCAAGGUGACCUCAGCACACUGGCUAAUGUAGUGACGUCCCUUGCCCAUCUCAACAAAACCAGAGAGGCAGGUGACAGCAACAACGAUCUGGUAGGAGUGGACACACUGAGCAACGGUGACGGCUCGAUUUCAGACCUUCAAGGAGCUGAGCAAACUGCAAGUGAUAUUACUCGAGCGUUUGACACUCUAGCCAAAGUACUGAACCCCAGCGAUGGUUUAGUAGGAGAGUCUUUGGAGGCCACGAUGCAGCUGAUGUCAGGGAGCCACUCUGGUCCUGUUGUGGAGUUGGAGGGACCCCUUCUGUCUGACAGCCAUAUCCCCUUUAAGCUUAUGAUGCCUGUGCCUGUACCUGACUAUCUAAAUGUCAAUUACAUCUGUGAGUCAGCAUCUCGGCUGCUUUUUCUCUCUAUGCACUGGGCACGCUCUAUACCUGCCUUUCAAGCUCUAAGUGGUCAAGAUAAUGACAUUAACUUAAUGAAAGCUUGCUGGAAUGAACUGUUUGCCCUGGGGCUGGCACAGUGUUCAAAUGUCAUGAAUGUUGGUACCAUCCUAAGUGCCAUUAUCAGCCAUCUCCAGACCAGCUUACAGGAAGAGAAGCUGUCACCGGAGCGAGUCAAACUUGUAAUGGAGCACAUCUGGAGGAUGCAGGAGUUCUGUAAUAGCAUGUCCAAGCUGUCCCCAGACACAUAUGAGUAUGCUUACCUCAAAGCCAUCGUCCUAUUUAGUCCUGAUCAUCCAGGAAUAGAAAAUAACCCACAGAUAGAGAGAUUCCAGGAGAAGGCCUACAUGGAACUACAGGACUACGUGAACAGGACAUACCCAGAAGACUCCUAUCGGUUAUCUAAGCUGUUGCUGCGUCUUCCAGCCCUCCGGCUGAUAAGUGCAGCCGUCACUGAAGAGCUGUUUUUUGCCGGACUGAUCGGUAAUGUUCAAAUUGACAGCAUCAUCCCUUACAUCCUGAAAAUGGAGUCUACCGAUUAUAACAGCCAGAUGAUGUCUGGGGUCUAACACGGGCACAAUGUGUGUUCUCUGCCAAGUUUGGACACGGACGACUUAACAGCCAACCACACACUGCUCCUAAAUAUGGAGUAGCAUGUGAACUGCGUGUUUUGUAUCACUUUGCUCCUACUUCUGGAAUCCAGGAUUCAUCAGGAGCCAAUCAAUCAGUUGAUCAGAAGAAAAUCAACAGCAUGCGGCAACAGUACCUGCCGGUAUUUGCCCAUUCAGGAAUGAACCAUUAAAAACUGCAAAGUACUUUUUUUGUACAGUAUUUUAUGCUUCCUCUUUCUGUAGAUCUUGUUCAUAUUUUGAAGGAAUGAAGAUUGUUUUUAACUGCUUUCAUAUCUGCUAACAUGCUGUUUGGUUUUAUAAUGUUUAUUAGAGAAAAACGAAGUGAUUUGCAAGCAAUUAUCACUAAAGGUUAUAACCUUUUAGUUAUUUGUUUGCCAAGCCAAAGGAUCAGGCCGGUAUCAGUUGUCAUAAUUUGACAUGGAGUUAAUCUGAAAUUUGUGCUUGUUUAUAUGUAAAUAGAAUGCACUAAGAAGGCUAUAAUGGACAGUAUUUGUUAAAUAUUGGCUUCUGUCUUUGGACAGAUUAAUGUAUUAAGAGAAAUGAUUGUCAAGUCAUUUGGAAAUAAAGUCCUUCAGUUGUUGUCAUUGACACAACUGAGUUCUUAUUUUGA